CGCGCUUGAUCAUCUCAAAUCUGAUUGGCGGAAGUCCCACGCUGAUCUACCAAAGCACGCCGACGCGUUCCUGAAGCCCUGGAGCCGUUUCCCGUAGACCGUGGCCAGCUAGUUCGAAGCACCCGUUGACUGUACGUGAUUCCAGCGUCUCGUGUCGAGCUUCAGCAGACCUUCGCAAUGGCCCAAAGAGUGUUCCUUCGUACAGGCCGGGGCCUGGCGCUCACUCCUCGCUCACUGCAGAUCACCCGCCCCUUCAGUACUGUUCUCGAUACCCCAGUCGACCCAGGAACUCAGCAAUUACGCUCUGUAGCCCGGGCAGGCUCCGUCUUUGAGAAUGCACUCAAUGCAAGUGCCCCCAGGACCAACUGGACAAAGGAGGAGAUCUCCGAAGUCUACAACACUUCACUGAUAGAUCUCACAUAUGCAUCGGCUUCGGUGCACCGGCGCUUCCAUGACCCCGCAGCCAUCCAGAUGUGCACACUAUUCAACAUCAAAACAGGAGGUUGCAGCGAGGAUUGCUCCUACUGUGCACAGUCAUCCCGUUACGAUACCGGUCUGAAAGCCACAAAACUAUCUUCGGUUGAUUCCGUCCUGGAAGCUGCGCGAAUUGCUAAAGAGAAUGGGAGCUCAAGAUUCUGCAUGGGCGCUGCCUGGAGAGACAUGCGAGGCCGCAAGACGAAUCUUAAGAACAUCAAGGAAAUGAUCAAGGGCGUGCGUGGCAUGGGCAUGGAGGCGUGUGUUACCUUGGGCAUGGUCGAUGCUGCGCAAGCAAAGGAACUCAAAGAUGCUGGACUGACUGCAUACAAUCAUAAUGUUGAUACUAGUCGAGAGCACUACCCAAGUGUCAUCACAACUCGCACGUACGAUGAGCGACUCAACACCAUCAAGAACGUUCAGGAAGCUGGCAUCCACGUAUGCACUGGUGGUAUCCUUGGUCUAGGGGAGAAGGCUCGUGAUCAUGUCGGACUCAUUCACACCGUUGCGACAUUGCCCGCCCAUCCUGAGUCCUUUCCAGUCAACGCCCUGGUUCCAAUCAAAGGCACUCCACUUGGAGAGACCGAGGCGAUCUCCUUCGACGCCAUCCUGCGAACCAUCGCCACUGCGCGUCUAGUCAUGCCAACAACCAUUAUCAGACUAGCAGCUGGUCGCCACACGAUGCGCGAGGAGAAACAGAUCAUGUGUUUCCAAGCGGGUGCCAACGCUGUCUUCACUGGCGAAAAAAUGCUGACUACUGCUUGCAAUGGUUGGGAAGAGGACAAGGCCAUGUUUGGUAGAUGGGGACUCAGGCCUAUGAAGAUGGAUGAGACGAUUGGAGAGAGGCGCAAGCUUCCUGGACAGGAUGAGGCUGAGGCAGUUGUUGCUGCUGCUGAAGCGGAGGCAACGGUUCAGGCACUUGCCUAAAGGCCAUGGUAGUCUACACAAGACGGCUAAUACAUAAACAUUACAAAGUAGAAACGUUUGUGCACCUAUUCAAAGCUAAAGUUUGGCUCUCGUAACUGGCUCUAGUGUAUUGUCCUGUAGCAUCUCAGCUGCUUGACUCUCACACCAUUCUCCAAGGAGUUCAACAAGCCUCUCCAGAUCCGCAAAUGUGUUACCGGCAUGUAAGCAGAUUCUGACCCUAGCAGUACCCACUGGCACUGUCGGUGGUACCACAGCUCGAACCAUCAUACUGUGACUUUGCAGGAAGCUUGCCAAUACUUUU
This is a messenger RNA of Alternaria alternata, 1702 nucleotides long. RefSeq names its product biotin synthase. Gene Ontology annotation, biological process: biotin biosynthetic process. Lineage: Eukaryota; Fungi; Ascomycota; Dothideomycetes; Pleosporales; Pleosporaceae. Gene Ontology annotation, cellular component: mitochondrion. Gene Ontology annotation, molecular function: 2 iron, 2 sulfur cluster binding; biotin synthase activity. The record is from RefSeq and is a predicted model, not a curated record. The transcript has 2 exons. Bases 178 to 1401 code for a protein of 407 amino acids.